CCAAGCAAGUUUGCACAUUGCACAAAGGGUGAUGCAAUCUGAUUUAGGCUUUUAAAGGGAUUGCAAUCAAGUGGGGCCCUACUGGCCUCAACCCUGUACCACCCCUCCCUUCCAUCCCCAGUAGUCCCCAAAGACCUCCAUCAACCCCAGGAUGGGGGCCGUAUUCCCAAAGAAAAUCCAAGCUGUAUACGCAUCACACUGAUUUUCCAGGAGCAGAAACAGAAACAGGCCUGAGGCUGGUCAGAAUUGAACCCCCUCCUGCUCUGAGCAGCCUGCGGGGCAGGCUAAGCAGAGGGCUGUGCAGACCCACAUAAAGAGUCUACUGUGUGCCAGGCACUUCACCCAAGGCACUUCACAAGCAUGCUUGGGAAUGAGACUUCCAACUCUCUAGGAUGCAGGUGAAACACUUCCUGGUUCAAACAGGUGAAGCGGCCUGCCUGAGACAGCAUCACGCUUCUUUACAGGUUUGCUCUCCCACCUCUACCCUGUCUCAUGGUCACCCAUGCCGGCCUGACGCUUGUGUCUGCCUCAGUCAUGCUCCAUUUUUCCAUCCGGACAAUCAAGAGGGUUUUUGUGUCUAAGGCUGACUGGGUAACUUCGGAUGAGCGGCCUCUCUGCUCUGAGCCUCAGUUUCCUCAUCUGUCAAAUGGGCUCUAACCCACUCUGAUCUCCCAGGGCGGCAUCAGUCUUCAGCAUCAGGCAUUUCGGGGUGAAUUAGUAAAUGGUAGAUCUUGCUACCAGUGGAACAGCCGCUAAGGAUUCUGCAGUGAGAGCAGAGGGCCAGCAAAGUGGUACUCUCCCAGCGACUGGCUGACUCACGCCACCCCCUCCACCUUGGACGCAGGACACUGUGGUUUCUGAGCCAGGUACAAUGACUCCUUUUGGUACGUGCAGUGGAGGCUGUAUGCUGCUCAGGCAGAGCGUCCGGACAGCGUGGGCGGGCGACUCAGCGCCCAGCCUGUGAACUUAGUCCCUGUUUGCUCCUCCGGUAACUGGGGUGAUCUUGGUUAAUAUUCACCAGCAGCCUCCCCCGUUGCCCCUCUGCACCCACUGCUUAAAUACGGACAAGGACAGGGCUCUGUCUCCUCAGCCUCAGGCACCACCACUGACCUGGGACGGUGAAUCGACAAUGCCAUCUUCUGUCUCAUGGGGCGUCCUCCUGCUGGCAGGCCUGUGCUGCCUGCUCCCCGGCUCUCUGGCUGAGGAUCCCCAGGGAGAUGCUGCCCAGAAGACGGAUACAUCCCACCAUGAUCAGGACCACCCAACCCUCAACAAGAUCACCCCCAGCCUGGCUGAGUUCGGCUUCAGCCUAUACCGCCAGCUGGCACACCAGUCCAACAGCACCAAUAUCUUCUUCUCCCCAGUGAGCAUCGCUACAGCCUUUGCAAUGCUCUCCCUGGGGACCAAGGCUGACACUCACAGUGAAAUCCUGGAGGGCCUGAAUUUCAACGUCACGGAGAUUCCGGAGGCUCAGGUCCAUGAAGGCUUCCAGGAACUCCUCCAUACCCUCAACAAGCCAGACAGCCAGCUCCAGCUGACCACCGGCAACGGCCUGUUCCUCAACAAGAGCCUGAAGGUAGUGGAUAAGUUUUUGGAGGAUGUCAAAAAACUGUACCACUCAGAAGCCUUCUCUGUCAACUUUGAGGACACCGAAGAGGCCAAGAAACAGAUCAACAAUUACGUGGAGAAGGAAACUCAAGGGAAAAUUGUGGAUUUGGUCAAGGAGCUUGACAGAGACACAGUUUUUGCUCUGGUGAAUUACAUCUUCUUUAAAGGCAAAUGGGAGAGACCCUUUGACGUUGAGGCCACCAAGGAAGAGGACUUCCACGUGGACCAGGCGACCACCGUGAAGGUGCCCAUGAUGAGGCGUUUAGGCAUGUUUAACAUCUACCACUGUGAGAAGCUGUCCAGCUGGGUGCUGCUGAUGAAAUACCUGGGCAAUGCCACCGCCAUCUUCUUCCUGCCUGAUGAGGGGAAACUGCAGCACCUGGAAAAUGAACUCACCCAUGAUAUCAUCACCAAGUUCCUGGAAAAUGAAAACAGCAGGUCUGCCAACUUACAUUUACCCAGACUGGCCAUUACUGGAACCUAUGAUCUGAAGACAGUCCUGGGCCACCUGGGUAUCACUAAGGUCUUCAGCAAUGGGGCUGACCUCUCGGGGAUCACGGAGGAGGCACCCCUGAAGCUCUCCAAGGCCGUGCAUAAGGCUGUGCUGACCAUCGAUGAGAAAGGGACUGAAGCUGCUGGGGCCAUGUUUUUAGAGGCCAUACCCAUGUCUAUUCCCCCCGAGGUCAAGUUCAACAAACCCUUUGUCUUCUUAAUGAUUGAACAAAAUACCAAGUCUCCCCUCUUCAUGGGAAAAGUGGUGAAUCCCACCCAGAAAUAACUGCCUGUCACUCCUCAGCCCCUCCCCUCCAUCCCUGGCCCCCUCCCUGAAUGACAUUAAAGAAGGGUUGAGCUGGU
Macaca mulatta (Rhesus monkey) is the source of this 2463-nucleotide messenger RNA. It is a transcript of the gene SERPINA1, whose product is annotated as serpin family A member 1. The record is from RefSeq and is a predicted model, not a curated record. Lineage: Eukaryota; Metazoa; Chordata; Mammalia; Primates; Cercopithecidae. Gene Ontology annotation, molecular function: serine-type endopeptidase inhibitor activity.